UGGGAGCGGGGUUGGAGGUGGAUAACUUCUCUUGGCCUUCACGUCAAAAAGGCUGGUGCCCGAACCAUGGUCAAGAACUUUGGCAUUCUUUCUAUAUGCGUUGUUAUUAGCACUUUUAGGCGUUUUCUUUUUUUUGUAGCCUACUGUCAUUUCAAAUGUGAUACAUGGAUUAAUUGAGAAUGUCUAUUGUUUAAUAGUGUGAUAACCUUACUGGAAACUUUCUGGAAUGGAUUUGGUCUUGAUCUUGGCAUCAGUGACAUUGCUGUCUCUUUACUUUUGGCUCAAAAGAGAAGAUCGACGUCUGCCGCCAUAUCCCAUCAUGCCCUUACCAAUAGUUGGACAUAUGUUUGAAUUAGCUUCUGAUCUUAGGUCAAAGUUCAAACAAUGGCGGGCGAAAUGCGGCGAUAUCUUUUGCCUAAAAAUUGGGUCAAAGUUCAUGGUGGUGCUCAACGGCUAUGACCUUCUCAAAGAAGCCUUCGUACAAAAAGCAGACGACUUCUCAGAUCGACCGCUGACCGUUUUGGACUUGGUCACAGGAUUACAUCACUAUGGCAUCAUUACAAGUUCUGGAAAAGUCUGGAAGGAGCAACGAGCCGUCGGGUUACAAAUCCUUCGAAAUUUCGGACUUGGAAACAAUGUAUUAGCGGAUAGAAUACAGAACGAAAUAUCCUACUAUAUCGAACAUUUGUCUGAGAAUACGGUGAAACCCGUUGACAUUCACUUGAUCACCUAUGUCAGCGCUUCCAAUAUUAUUUGCUUUAUAUUGUUUGGACAUAGAUUUGAAUACACUGACCAACUGUUUCAAAAAGUGGUGACCAACGUGUCACUAUUUGUGGACAAUUUUCAAAUUAACAGUGCCAUUCUUUUUAUUCCUGCCUUACGACAUCUGCCCGGAGAUUUGUUUAGAGUCAAAGAGUCUAAGCAAGUUGUCAAAGAAAUGUUCCAAUUUUUUGACUCUUGUAUUGAAAAGUGUCGUAAAGGGGAGACUGGGGAAUGUUUCAUAUCAGAAUAUCUCAAAGAACAGGACAAGAGAGUUAAUAGUGGCAUUGAAACAUCCAUGGAUGAAAAUCAUUUGAAAAGAAAUCUGUUUGAUUUAUUCUUAGCUGGAACAGAUACUACCUCUAACACCAUCUAUUGGUUUGUACUUUAUAUGUUGCAUUAUCCAGAUGUUCAGAAAAAAAUAUUUGAUGAAAUCAAUGAGCAUGUUGGAACAGACAGAAUACCUAAUAUCCUUGACAAACAGAACCUGACGUAUUUGAACGCAGCUAUAAUGGAGACUCAGAGAAUCUCAAGUAUUGCCGCGAACUCUCUAGCCCACACUUGCCCAAGGGAUGUAAUCUUAAGGGGUUACACAAUACCUAAGGGGACCUUUGUCGUACCUAGUGUAGACUCCGUGUUUUAUGACGAGAAUAUUUGGGGAAAAGACGUCAUGACCUUUAGACCGGACAGAUUUAUUGACCAAGAUGGAGAACUGCUGAAUCCGGAGGAGUUUAUUCCGUUCAGCUUGGGAAAACGAAUUUGUUUAGGAAAAGCCAUGGCCAACGUCGAACUUUUUCUCUAUCUGGCCAACAUGCUUCAAAAAUUUGAGUUUCGACCAGUGGAUCCUGCUCAGCUCCCUACAUUGAACUAUGUGUUCGGGCAGACAGUAUAUCCUACAAAGUAUCAGCUAUUAAUCGUAUCUAGAUUCGGUUAAAUCCAAGCAACUAUUGUGUAGACGAUUGAAGGUGGACUUUAAAUAAGAUCGGUCAUGUGUAUAUGUGUUAAGGUUGAGACCAAAUGCUCCUAGCACAAAUUGUUGCUGCAGUCCAUACACAUCUCACAAAGGCGCUGGGUCUGUUUCCACUCUAUAUUUUUAUUUCAUUAAAAUAAUGCACAGAAUCAUGUCCCUUUAUCCCCUUGUAGUCUUGAGUGUUUUGUUUUGGCAAAAGUUUCCUUUCAUAAUACAUGACUUAGUCAAAGACGUCACUACCUUUUCUAAACACAUGACUUUUAAAAGCAUUUCUCUCCCUUUUCCUAACACUUAUAUUGCACGAAGAAUUCUUCUAUAACUUUGACUAACGUACUUUUAAUGAUCUGUUGAACGAAACACACGGAAUCCACUACACUAAAUUUGUAACAUAGAUCAGAUCUAUUCAUGUUUAUAAAGUAUUUAUGUAUAUUCCCACAACCAAUGGAAUGAAACAAAUAAAACAUUGAAAAAGG
This is a messenger RNA of Biomphalaria glabrata, 2202 nucleotides long. RefSeq names its product cytochrome P450 2U1-like. Gene Ontology annotation, biological process: xenobiotic metabolic process. The coding region runs from base 227 to 1693 and encodes 488 amino acids. Gene Ontology annotation, molecular function: heme binding; oxidoreductase activity, acting on paired donors, with incorporation or reduction of molecular oxygen, reduced flavin or flavoprotein as one donor, and incorporation of one atom of oxygen; iron ion binding. NCBI's taxonomy places the organism in Eukaryota, Metazoa, Mollusca, Gastropoda, Planorbidae. The transcript has 4 exons. Gene Ontology annotation, cellular component: intracellular membrane-bounded organelle; cytoplasm. The record is from RefSeq and is a predicted model, not a curated record.